CUCCAUCGAAGAAAAAAGCAAACGCGGCGGACUGCGGUGACUGGCGAUGCCCGCAUUCGUUUUGACGCGUUCGCUCGCAAUCGCAUACCGCGUCACUGCGACCGCCUGGCGCUUGCUUUAGAUUUGGAGAUUUUUUAGUCUGAAAAUAUGAGUGAAGCGGAAAAGUUAAUUGAAGCGGUGCGCGAAAAUCCUCUUCUUUACAAUACGUCACAUGCUGAUUAUAAGAAUGUAAGCAAGAGGGAAGAAACUUGGUACAAUAUUUCGGAAAAAUUUGGGGGAAAUUAUGAUGUAGACUGGAAGAAGAAAUGGAAAAACUUAAAAGACUCCUAUGUGAAGUAUUUAAAAUCAGAACACUCGAAAAAUUCCACUAGAAAUUCGAAUAAAUCCUUAAGGCGAUACAGAACUUGGCCAUGGGCAUCAAAAAUGGAAUUUGUCAGACCAUUUUGCAAAUUUAGCAUACCAUCCGAAUCUAAUGCAACUGAAAAACAAUGGUACGAACUAGCAGAUGGUGUUAAUAGCGAUGAAAGCUUAAAGGGAUUCCCAGAAACUGAAUUAUUGGAAGAUCCUUACGAACAAAAAAUAGACAUUAAGCUCACGACACAUUUCAAAGACCAACAUCUGAAUAUUCACGAUCUAGAUACUCGUAGUCAAGAGAAUGAGGAUGAGUUUAAUACCCAUUCGGCCAUACAACAUAUCAAUAUUGAUAGUUGUAAAUUUGAUGCCAUAGAUGACAGCCCUAAAAAAGCUAAACGAAGGCGAAUGUUAGAAAAAACUUCAUCAACCCACAAUGAUAUUGAAUUGAUAUUAAUGGGUUAUGCUAAAACUAUAAAAACAUUUUCAGCUAAAAGACAGACAAUGGUUAAAUUUAAGUUCUCACAAAUUCUAAUGGAAGCAGAAUUGGAACAACAGGAAGAAGACCAAUCAAAUAUAAAUGGACCCCUAGGACCAAUGGCUAAGAUGCAAUUUCAUAAACAUAAACCAAAUUCGUCAUUGUGUUAUGAAUCUUCCAAUUAGAUUCUAUAUUUUUUUCUUUCAAAAUGCUCAUGUUGAAAUACAUAAAUAUUGAAAUAUUAAGUUACCUUUAAGUUUGUUAUGUAUUAAUUGUUUUAUUAGAUUUAAAUUA
This is a messenger RNA of Eupeodes corollae, 1123 nucleotides long. RefSeq lists its product as uncharacterized. The transcript is spliced from 2 exons. The record is from RefSeq and is a predicted model, not a curated record. Gene Ontology annotation, cellular component: transcription regulator complex; nucleus. The coding region runs from base 148 to 1014 and encodes 288 amino acids. Gene Ontology annotation, biological process: regulation of transcription by RNA polymerase II. NCBI's taxonomy places the organism in Eukaryota, Metazoa, Arthropoda, Insecta, Diptera, Syrphidae.